GAUGGAUCAUCUGCACAGUGACAAACGUUUUAGAAUCCAGGGAGAGAAGGGCGAACACCCCGGCCGCUCCGCCCGGAGCCUCGCGGUCCGAGCAAAGUUUGGGGGCGCCUCUUCCCCCCGGUUAAGCGAGUUAUGCGCCAUCGCUGCCUGGACUCUUCCGAAGGAGCUGAGCUUUUGGCGCUUAAGACAGCGCUCCUCCCCGCGAAGCUACCGACUGUUGCCCUCAUGCUCAACGGCUAUUCCGCAGUCCCCUGGUAGCUCCACACCCUCCACGCCUUUCAGCUUUAUUGGCCAAACUUUCACUCAGAGGUCAAGUGAAGUCAAGAAGAAGUCAAAAGAAGUUUUGCCUGGGAUUUAAGGAGGAGGCUCCAUAGCAGUAAAGUAAGUUUAAGGUUAGAAAUCUGAAACAAUGGGUGACUGGAGCUUUCUGGGGAGACUGUUAGAGAAUGCGCAGGAACACUCCACGGUUAUUGGCAAGGUUUGGCUGACAGUACUGUUUAUCUUCAGGAUACUGGUGCUGGGGGCUGCUGCUGAGGAGGUCUGGGGAGACGAGCAGUCGGACUUUACAUGCAACACUCAGCAACCUGGUUGUGAAAAUGUUUGCUAUGACAAAGCCUUCCCCAUUUCUCACAUCCGCUUCUGGGUCCUGCAGAUCAUUUUUGUCUCCACUCCAACCCUCAUUUACCUGGGCCAUGUCCUGCACAUUGUACGCAUGGAGGAGAAGAGGAAAGAGAAAGAAGAGAUGAAAAAGAAAGGAAGCAGCAAAGAUGGAAACUACGCAGUAGCAGCAGCAGCAUCUGGCAGUGGUGGCGGAGGGGGCAGCAAUAACAUCAAGGAUCCUGUAGGCAAAAGGGGGAAGGAGAAGCUCCCAAUCCGUGAUGAACGUGGUAGAAUCCGUAUGGGGGGUGCCUUGCUCCGUACCUAUGUCUUCAACAUCAUAUUCAAGACCCUGUUCGAGGUGGGCUUCAUUGUGGGCCAGUAUUUCCUGUAUGGCUUUGAGCUAAAACCAGUCUACCAGUGCAGCCGCUCACCUUGUCCACACACUGUCGACUGCUUCAUCUCAAGGCCCACUGAGAAGACCAUCUUCAUAAUCUUCAUGUUGGUGGUGGCCUCAGUCUCCUUGCUGCUGAACAUGCUUGAGAUAUAUCACUUGGGGUGGAAGAAGCUUAAGCAGGGCAUGACAAGCCAGUACAUCCUUGAGAUGCCUGUUGCAACAAUGACACCAGUUAUGGUAACAGGGGAGUCCAAACCCGUUUCCCUGCCACCACCAGCACCACCCGUGGUGGUAACAACUGCCACGCCACCCCCUGUUCUGCCUGACACCCGUGCUGUCACACCACUGCUGGCCCCAGUCACCAUGGCAUCAUACUAUGCUACAGCAGCUCCUAGACCACGGCCCCCCUCCAACACAACCUCCAUGGCAAGCUACCCUGUUGCUCCACCGGUUCCCGAGGAGAGACACUGUGCUGUGACUCCCACGCCCAUCUCCACUCCUGUCACCAUCCCAACCCCCAUUUCCACACCCACCCCAGCCGUCAUCAGCUACUUCAACAGCAGCAGCCGUGCCCUGACAUCCGAGCAGAACUGGGCCAACAUGGCAGCGGAGCAGCAGGGGAAGGUUUCCUCCAGCUCAGCAGGCUCCUCUACCCCGAGCAGUGUCCGGCAUCACCUUCCCGAGCAAGAAGAGCCACUGGAGCAGCUACUCCCGCCCCCAGCCGUGCUGCCCAUUGCUGCAGCCAACAGCGGCAGCAGCACCAGCCUGAGUGGGGCAAGCGGCAGUAAGUGGGAUGUGGAGGGCGAGGAGGAGCUGUCAGGGGCACGGCCCGUGCCGGCCGCCUGCACCACUGUGGAGAUGCACGAGCCACCCCUGUUCGUAGACACGCGGCGCUUGAGCAGGGCCAGUAAGUCGAGCAGCUGCAGAGCCCGGUCAGACGACCUGGCCGUGUAAGGCGGCCGCCCCUGCGUGUGGGGGCAGGUGGUGGAAGGCGGAGUGGGCAGGGGAGCUGUCCGGGGAGGCCAGGCCUGGCGUGGGUGAGAAGGCCUGGGCUUCAAACUUAGACGCUUGCUGUUCUUGCACUCUGUGAGUUGUAGUGGGGAAAAAUAUCAACAUUUUCUAAUAGGUCAGGGGUGACCAAAGCGCAGCCCGCGGGCCAGGGGACCGGUCCCACUUUCCUUCAUGUCCAUGGCAGAUCUCCCAAGGGCAGCCAUAGAAGAGGCCUGCACGGAUAGCAGGUGGUGAUGGUAGCUGGCCAUGUGCCUCGAGGCUGACUUUCAUCUGGGAAAAAUGUUAAUAUCCCUAGUGCCCAUGUGCCUGGCUGUCAUCUCCCUCUUGCCCAUGACUUCACUUCUACCCUUUUUCACACAAGCUCUACAUGAGCAGAUGUGAUGAAUCACUUUCUUCUUUUUGAAUCUUACAUAGCCCUAUGUUGGACAUCAGGGUGGCAAAUCGUCUGUUGGAGCCUGUCAUCUCUACAGACCAACUUGCCGUAUUAAAGGUGACUCAGUUUGUUCCAUAUAACAUGACUUAAAGAAGCCUUUGUGCUCAUUGCAAAUCACCAAUGUGGUCCUCGGCCAGGCAGAGUUUAGGUAACCCCUGUAAUAGAUUUUUGAGGUUCUUCUUUCCAUAAUUUUUUUUUUUUUACUCUUGACCUGUUAGGAAGUGUUCAGUUUGACCUUCUAUUCAGUGUUUGCUGACCAUGAUUACACCAUUUUUAAAAGCCCUCAAAUAUGUUUGAGCAUGUUUGAUUAUAAUUCUAGAUGACUUCUGAAAUUGCUUAGAGGAGGACAGGAAUUUAAAUCACACCUCAGAAAUUAUUACACAGAACAAUUUCUCUUCAGAAAGCAAGGAUUAUGAUUUCAAUACACUGUGGCCCCAUACAUUGCCUGUGGACAAACAAUAGGAUAAAGUACAGCUCUGCAUUUUAGACUACUAGAUAUCAGCUUAAGUUUGUUGGAAAAAUGCUUUUUAGAGAUAAACCUGAGUGCAUAUUUUUAAGUAUUUGAACAUUUUGAGAAUAAUUUUGAUCUCUAAGUUUAAAGUUACUUGACUGUGUAUUUAAUAAUUUUAGUUUGAUCUUUGGUCUUACAAGAAAAUGUAAGAGGAAAGAAACUUACUAAUGGUAAAAUUCCCAAAGCAACAUUAUUUCCUGUUGUGUCCUACCCUUUAACAUCAAUCUGUAAUGUCUUACAGGUCAGUGAAAACAGAUUUAGAUAAUAUUGUAUUGCAGAAAAGGUGGCUAAAAUAUCUGGGCAACGUAGUGGCUGAAGAGUCUGUUCUGAUCCCACUGAAGUCACUUGAAGGCUUUCCGUUGAAUUUAACAAAGAGCAAGAUUUGGAAUGGAUCUUGCAGGCCUUAUUCAAGCAAAACUAACGUUCACAUAAAGUUUUGGGAGCCAGAAUAAAUGUAGAUUUUGGGCCGUAGAUAAAAACAUUGAAAUCCUGCUUUUGAAAAUUGUGUUUCCCUUAAAAAUGGGUGAAGGAAAGUACUGGGUAUUUGUUACUAAGGUGCAGCUUUGCUUACAAUGGGCUCUGUCCAUUAUUCCUUUGUUAACAAGAGAUUAGUCAGACUUCUGAAUGCCUGAUAAGGCUCAGGAGAGUUUCGGUACAAAAGGAAUGCAGAAUUAGGCCCAUAUUCCGUUCUAAGCAAAAUCCAAAAGAACUGAAGCUUGAAGUCAGUCCUGUUGCUGCUACAAAUCGAAAGUACUGUAACUGGAGAACACACUGGGAUAGCCCUUUGCAUCUUCAAAAUAUUUGGCCUGGCAGUGCAGUCCUUACUCAGGCAAAGCAGGGUCACCCUGUAGCAAGUAGUUACAAUUGCCAGUUAUUUCUGCUGUUAUAUGUUUUCCUGAAUGUGUUCAUUUUAUUCAACAGCUAAAAUAUAUUCCUACUGCUCAAGAUUAAACAUUUUUACUGCUUUCUGAGUAGUCAGAAAAAGCUUCUCAUGAUCAGAAGCACUGUUCUGCAACCCUUGGGUAUGUUGUCUCAUGACUUCCUUGUACUGCUUGUGGUGAACCAGCUGAGGAGAAGUCUUUCUGCUCCCAUGAUCUUGGGGGCAGACACUGCGUUAAAAGUCAAUGUGCAGUAGUACAAUACAGGUAUUUAUUAUUAGGUGUUCAGCUUCAGACAUGCUCUCAUGGAUUUUCUGUGUUAUAAGCCAUAAAAACCCUUUCUGCAAGAAAGCUAAAAGCUAAAUUCUGCUUUCUAUUGUACCCAUGCAACUAUGCUGAACUUAGACUGAAGUUGAUGAGGUUGCCUAGAUGUAUAGAGAGGCAGAAUAUAAGACUCCAAAUUUUUAGAUUUACUAGCAUCUAUAGUAGCAGUUUUGUAAGUUUUGAUAAAUGCCAGUUAAUUAUAUUGCUGAAAUAAUGCAAUAUGCAUCUCUGUAUUUUAGAGCAUCAAAAUUUAUAGGCUACAUUUCCCUUUCUUCUAUGCUUCUGAAGAAUGAAGUCAAAGUCUUUCUGGAGUGUAUUUAUAUAAACGAGACCACCUGGAAUAUGUGCUUUUUUAUAUCAGUGCCUGAGAGCAAAACUGACUUGUUGUUUGAUGGGGCUCUGAAUCUUGCAGUCCUUACUUUAGUACAACCCUCACAGAGUGUGUCCUGCAGGAUUACAUCCAUAUUGUAUAUAAAAAAUAGUAACAGAGAUAGAUUCAACUUACAAUCAACUGAUACCUAGUCUGACCUUUUCUAGUAAAUGUGUGUGGUUAGACCUGCAGAGAGUUCAGAUGCUUUUGUGGAAUAUAUGGUAUUUUCAGUCAGAGUAACUACUGGAAAGCUCUAAAAGAUCAUUUUUCCUGUUAGGUGAAGCUCGGGGGGAGAAAUGUAACUCUAUUGCAACCCCUAAGAGAAGUCUGAGAGAGCAGCCUCUGCAUCCAAGCAGUACUGGUCUGAGAAAGCAAAGCUACAACUCACAGGUUGCGCUUUUAAGAUCAGCUUAAGUUCCAUCACGUAACUAUGCAGCGUCAAGCCUCUUCAUUACCUACAGUUUCAUUUGGAGUCCAGUAACUGUUUCUUCAUUUAAGCCCAGGUAACUGUUUUGGCAGAACUCCUCCUUAGUGCUUACAACUGCUUUUAGUUGCCACAUCACAUCUGGGUUCAGAUUUGUUGAAAGAAAAAUCUUAUUGGUGUGGCCAAUUUUGAGCACUCUAAUCUUUACUCGUGAAUGAACUCUGAAUUCAACAUCCUAUCAGCCAAGUAUAACUGUGGAGAAUUCCACGGUUCUAGGAAGUAUGUACAAACACUCACUAACUUGCAGAACAGAGUCUGUUGGUAAAAACUAUCUGCUAGUUUCCAAGUCAUUUAGUCUUUCACAUCAAUUAAUUACAGAGUCUCAUGGGAACUGGUAGCAAGUGAUAUUUUGAUUUAGCCCGGUCAUACGGCUGUUCAAUCCACAAUCCUGAAAGACCUUAGAUGUACAGCUAAGAUGAAACCUCUAGGUAAGUUAUUGCAAAAGCAGAAUUCAGAACAGAAUCAUGCCUGAUAUUAAGCAAACUGAAAAAAAACCCACUCAUUUUUGCUCUUUGAGUAGAAUAAUUGUGGGAAAACUUGUUGUCUCUCUUACUUGAAGUUAAAAAAUAUGCUGAGGUGAACUAUGGAAAAGAAAACUGAAAAAAAAAUACUCUUUGAACAAGUUACCAGGUGUAUAAUGUACUACACUUUUUGCAGUAUAUUUGUCAUUCAUCAAGGCACUUAGAGCUAAUUAAAUGUCUGACAUUUUGCAGCUCUUGAGAUUAUUUUCUGGUAUGAAUACGUAAGUGUAGCAUCAGCGAAAUAAUUAAAGCAAGCUUUAAAAACCAGAUCAAUACUUAGGUCCUUUUUUGGUUAGGCAUGGGACCACCUCCUCAGCUGCUACAAAGCUGUUGUAUUCCACUGAGUUCACGUGGGUGACAGCAGUCUGCAGAAGCAGAGCAUUGAGCCCCCAGGUCUUUUUGUUUAAUACAGACACUAACAUCAUGGAUUUGAACAGGCUGGGUUGUUUUUUUUUUUAAUUCCAGAUGUUCUACUUUGAUUUUUCUUGUGAAAAGUGUGCUUUUGUAAUUUUGAUUUUCUGAAGUUUACAUUCAGUUUUUGAUUUCAGGUUGCACAUUUGGAUGAAAUAAACUGCUUUCUAAGUUUACAUUUGUAUAAUAAGUAAAAGAAUGACUCUGCCAAUGUGUUAAACUUAAGAGAGAAAUGUCUUACUGUAACACUGGAACUCUUUAGACAUAAGGCAGUACCAUUAAAGACGGUUUAACCUGGUCACUGAUCUAUAGUAUCAGAUCUCUCUGUAUAUUUGAAAUAUAUGGAUAAAUAGGGAGCACACUAUGGAAAAAGAUACUUUUCAUCAUGAACUCAAUUAUUACCAAAUAAACUAAGGUUCGUUAUUGUUCAUAAGCCUUCCUGUGUGUUUAGAGGUUCAAUGACAAAAACUAGCUGUGACGUAAGUCCUUUAAGAGCUAAAUUUACAGCCUGGCUUAAGGUUCCAAACAAAAUACUUGAGGAUAAACACUGCACUGUUACACUGUAGAAGAUUUUACAAAAAAUAAAUGUUUUGCUUUCUAUGCAAAAAUAUGGUUCUGAACCUGCAAAUACAAUUUCAUGCAAGUUAUUUUAACUUUUGCAGAUAAGACCAUUAAAGGUAAUGGGACUAUUUGCGUAAGCAAAAAAUACUGAUAUGAAAAAGAAACUAUAGAUUGCUUUUUAAGUUUGCUGUAGAUACCAACGUAGUUCUAAAAGUUUCAGUUCUUGAAGAGUUAUGCAAGAUAUGUGAGCAUAUUUUAAGGUGGAGAAUAUACUGCUGUUUCUCACAGUUAAUGGGUUGUAAAGCAUAAGAAGGCUUACUCAGAACUUUCUUGUGGCUUUCCAGAUGUUUGUCUUUUACAUGACAGAAUCUAAACAACAAACAUAACAAGUUUUCUGGGCUGUCAGGAACUUGUAGAACAAUAAAACCAGCAAACAGUUAAAAGUACUGUCUUCAACAAAGUGCCUUGUAUAUUAAAUUCUGUAAGAAGCAAGUUGAUGUAAACGUUAAUUUACCUCAUAUGUUUACAAAAUUGUGACUAAAUAAACUUUUUUGUACCACG
Molecule: messenger RNA, 7059 nt
Organism: Myiozetetes cayanensis
Lineage: Eukaryota; Metazoa; Chordata; Aves; Passeriformes; Tyrannidae
Gene: GJA3
Product: gap junction protein alpha 3
Exons: 5
Coding region: 410-1948 (512 amino acids)
Biological process (GO): cell communication
Cellular component (GO): connexin complex
Source: RefSeq, a predicted model, not a curated record